Linum tenue is the source of this 1110-nucleotide messenger RNA. The record is from the annotation of a GenBank genome assembly. NCBI's taxonomy places the organism in Eukaryota, Viridiplantae, Streptophyta, Magnoliopsida, Malpighiales, Linaceae.
AUGUCCUCGUCGGUCUCGUCUUCGUUCCGCCUUCUCACCACCAGAAUCCCAGUCCCCCUUUCAUCAACCAAGUCACUCUUCUCCUCCUCCUCAUUCAAACCCACCCUUUCAUCUCCCUUCCUUAUCUCCAAAUCCAUUUCAUUCCAGCGAAUCGAGACGAGGAACCAAUCGCGAUCACCAACAUCAAUCUCAGCAUCGAGCUCCACAUCUCUGCAACCCGUCGAAGAGCUCCCUCCCAAGCUCCAAGAAAUCGUGAAGCUUUUCCAGUCCGUGCAGGAACCCAAAGCCAAAUACGAGCAGCUGCUUUUCUACGGCAAGAACUUGAAGCCGCUGGAUGCCCAGUUCAAGACAAAACUGAACAAAGUGGAAGGAUGCGUUUCUCAAGUCUGGGUCAGGGCUUACUUGGACAAUGAUCGGAAUGUCUCGUUCGAGGCGGAUUCCGAUUCCGUUCUCACCAAGGGCCUCGCUGCUUUGCUCGUUCUAGGUCUCUCAGGGCGGCCAGUCGAAGAGGUUUUGAGGGUCUCUCCUGAUUUCGCUGUGCUUCUUGGUCUUCAACAGAGUUUGACCCCUUCCAGGAAUAAUGGGUUGUUGAAUAUGCUCAAGUUGAUGCAGAAGAAAGCUCUUGAGCUGUAUGUUGAAGCAGAAAAGGGUGUGCUAGAGUCAGCCCAAAGUUCAGAGGGGGGUAGCGCUCAUAAUGAAUUACAAAGCUCGAAGUUGGAGUCAAAUGGCGAUGCUAGUUCCAGUAAUUCAACUGUGGUUGGCAGCAGCAGCGUGGGUGAGGGUUCGGUAUCAAAGAAAGACGUGAAAGCCUCCGAAUUUCCUGGUCUAGGGAGUAGAGGGACUAGAAUUAAGGAAAAAUUGGAGAAGGAGUUGGACCCGGUUGAACUGGAUGUUGAAGAUGUUUCUUAUCAGCAUGCGGGGCAUGCUGGUGUUAGGGGGAGUGAUGGGGAGACGCAUUUCAACUUGAAAGUUGUUUCAAAGGAGUUUGAAGGGAAAAGCUUGGUGAAGAGGCAUAGGUUGAUCUAUGGUUUGCUGCAAGAGGAGCUGCAGAGUGGAUUGCACGCAUUAUCUAUUGUUGCCAAAACCCCGGCUGAAGUUGGAGCAGCAUGA